Molecule: messenger RNA, 1774 nt
Organism: Paramecium sonneborni
Lineage: Eukaryota; Ciliophora; Oligohymenophorea; Peniculida; Parameciidae
Source: the annotation of a GenBank genome assembly
AUGGAUAAUUAAUGCAAUUAUGAGAGUAUUCAAGAAUCAAUUGACAAAUGCUUAUAUGUAUAAAGAAAUUGCACAAAUUAAUAAAAAAUAGCUUUUACUUAAGUUUUCUAUUGUUAACUAAAUGAAAAUUACACCUUAGUAUUAUUGUUAAUUGUAAUGAUUAAAUAAGAUUAUAUAGCCAUUCUUUUUCUUUAUGAUGUUUAAUUUAUUAUCAAAAACAGCAGAGAAUUAUUUAUCUCCUGCAGUUACACAUAUAGCAAAGUAUUUUAAAUUAUCUUAAACACUUUCAGGGUAUAUAUAUAUAUAUAAAUUUAUUAAAUUAGAAUUACUCUAAUAGCUUUAGCUAAUGGUGCUCCAGAUGUAAUUACUGCAAUAAUAGCAACAGGAGAAGAUGAUCAAGGUGUUUUAAUUGCUGUAGGUAGUAUUUUUGGUAGUGGAUUAUUUAUGACUACUUUUGUUUUAGGAUCUGUUUUAUAUUAUUCUAAUCAUAUUUUAGUUAAUAAAGUAUCUUUAACUAGAGAUUUGGUUUUUAAUAUCCUAGGCAUUGGAUCUAUUAUUACAUUUGGAUAUAUUGGUUAUAUUUCAAUACAAUUUUCAAUUUUAUUUGUUUCCUUAUAUUUAGUUUACAUCUUCAUUGUUAUGUUAAAUGAAAAAUCAGAAAUCAAACAUUGUUAAGAGAAUAUGUAAUUAUUAAAAAAAUAAGGAAAUUAAGAAGAAUAAUAAGCAUUACUCUCAGAAGAUGAGUUUUAAUAAUAAUAAUAAACUUCAUAAUAAUAAAAUGAUGAUCAUAAACCUUUUAAGUAUUUUGGAAAUGAAUAAUAAUCAUUAGAAUUUGAAGAAUAAUAAAUUAAUUUAUAUUUAACUGAAAGUUGUGAUAAUGAAGAUGAUGAUUUAAUUGAAAUCAUUCCAUUUUAAAAAUAAACAAUUAUUCAAAAAUUGUAGACAUUUUAAACUCUAAUUUUUGAUUUAAUUAGCAAAUAUACAGAAGGAAAGAAAUAACAAAAUAAAAUUAAAACAUCAAUUUAAUUAUUAUUUACUCCUUUAUUAUUAUUAGUUGUUUUAGAUAUUUAUGAUUAUUUAAUAUUUAAUUAUCCACUUUGGUUAUAUGUUGAAUGUUUUACAAUAAUAAUAGUGUUAUAUCAUAAUUAUUAUGAAAUACCUUUAAUUGUAUAAAAUACUAAUAUAAUUAGUUUUUAAUAAUCUGGAGUGCUAUUUGUUCAAUAGUUUGGUGUAAAUUAAUAGUAGAAAUUCUUGUUGAUUUCAUUGUGGUAAUCACUUAAUCUUGAUCUAGGUUUAUAGUUAAUCUAAAUAUUGACUGGAAUUAGUCCUUCAUAUUUAGGCAUGACUUUUUUAGCUUUUGGAAAUUCAGCUUGUGAUUUCUUAGUUAAUACUCAAUUAGCUAAAAUGGGACUUGGAAUUAUGGCCAUUACAGGUUGUUUUGCUGGAGCAUUUUUUAAUUUGAAUGUAGGAUUUGGAAUAGCCUUAUUAAAAUAAACUUGGAAUGGUUCUAAUAUUUAAUUUUAAUUAUUCCUUAAUAAUUAUAAUACCAAUUUACAUUUGCUAAGUCCAGAAACUACAUUAAUUAUUUAAUUGCUUUUAUUUUUUUCACUUCUUAAUAUGACAUCAACUUUGCUUUUAUCAUUAAUCUUAAAGUAAAUCAUAUUUAUUUACUAUCUAUAGGUUUUAACUUAAAAAAUAAUUGUCUUAUUAUUAUUUCAUCUAUUAUUUUAUCGUUUUAAUCACUCUAACAAUGAUAACAUUUUUUGUUAAUUGA